Molecule: messenger RNA, 5810 nt
Organism: Mugil cephalus (flathead mullet)
Lineage: Eukaryota; Metazoa; Chordata; Actinopteri; Mugiliformes; Mugilidae
Gene: vash2
Product: vasohibin 2
Exons: 9
Coding region: 481-1593 (370 amino acids)
Biological process (GO): regulation of angiogenesis
Cellular component (GO): cytoplasm
Source: RefSeq, a predicted model, not a curated record
AAGUGUAUCUGGAGGUUGAUUCCAAUUCAUUUCUUAUUAAAUGAUCAGAUCGAAGCCUGAUCCUUUGUAGCUAUUUAUUUUAGAUCUUCUUCCGUUUGAAUGGCGGUUGCUUCAGAGCUGCAGAAAAGAAAGCCAAGAAGAAGACACUUUCUUCUUCUUCUCUUGUAGUGGUGAUCGGCUAGCAUCAAACCCAAAGAAGAAUGUGAGUCAGGAUGAUUUGACUGCACAUGUCUGCCGUGUAGAAGUAUGUGGAGUUUUUAGUGAGGUGGUGAUUGGAGGUCGUCAUUCAGUGCCACCAGAAUAAGUCCACUUGGGACACUGAAUACUGCGUUCAGAAAAGGGUUGUGGCGUUGGAGGACCAGAACAUUUCUGGAGUAGAGAACACAAGGUUAGCCGCUGACGAUCAAGAUGUCCUGUCCAGCGCUGGAUAAGAAGAAGCAGCUCUUCUAGCUGGAGGAGGAUUUCCUGAGCCUGGGAUCGAUGACCGGGCCGAACUCCCCGAGCCGGACCGGCACGUCCCCGGCCAAGCUGAGCCGACACGGCCGGUCCAAGAGCAGCAGCUCGCACUGCCUCCUCCGCUGCAGCGCCCAGGACGAGCCGCCCGCCUCUCCGCCCAACAACAGCUCCCGGUCGCCGGGGGAGGAGGAGGAGAAGGACGGGGGGGUUCUCUUCUACGUGAACCGCGCAGGUUUCCCCAUCGAGGGCGUCACCUGGGAGAGGAUGUGGUCCCACGUGGCCGCCGUGCACCCCGAGGGCCAGGAGAUGGUGGACAGGAUACGAAACGCUGCGUAUCUCCCCAAGCACUCCGUCCCCUCCAUUCCCACCUUCAAACCGGCCAUGUCGGUGCCCGACUGGCUGGUGGCCAUCCAGAACUACAUGAAGGCUCUGCAAUACAACCACACAGGAACCCAGUUCUUUGAAAUCAAGAAGAGUCGUCCACUGUGUGGGUUAAUGGAGACAGCGAGAGAGAUGAUCAGGGAGUCUUUGCCAAUCAAAUGCCUGGAAGCCGUCAUCUUGGGAAUCUACCUGACCAACGGCCUGACGUCUCUGGAGCGUUUCCCCAUCAGCUUUAAGACCCAGUUCUCGGGCCACUGCUUCCACCACGUCGUUCUGGGCGUCUACUGCAACGGCCGCUACGGGUCGCUGGGCAUGAGCCGCCGCCAGGACCUGAUGGACAAGCCGCUGACGCACCGCACGCUGGGAGAGCUGGUGGCCGAGUUCGAGAGCUCCUACAAGAGAUACCAGCACACUCUGAAGAAGGUGAAGAUCGGCCUGUACGUGCCUCACGACCCCCACGUCUUCCAGCCAAUCGAGUGGAAGCAUUUGGUGCUGAACGUGGCCCGGCUCGGUGCUCAGGAAAUGAGGAAGGAGUUGGAGAAACACGGCCGGGACAUGAGGAUGAAGAUCCUAAAAUCAUCCAGCGCCCAGUCGCCAAUCAAAGAGCGGAGCCGGGGGAAAUCCUUGUCACCGCGGCGACGGCAGAGCAGCCCCCAGCGACGCUUCACACAGCGCAGAGACAAAUCGCCAGCCUCGGUGGAGAGGAAGCCUCCAGAGCUCAGCACUCUCAGUGACGGCUACCAGAUCCGCAUCUGAUUCCUCUCCUUCACCAACAAACGUCCUCAACGUCUUCACCCGCUCCUCGUUUCUCCCAGAGCCUCUACCGGACCACCAGCGUUUCAAAGACCGCUCACUGCAGCUACAGCAGCACAGACGAGGACGACGAGCACAUGGACUUAUGUGACAGGAGGAACUUUCUAGUAGCCGAGACUCUGAUUUCUGGUUUGUUUAGUAGCAACGUGUCCUUGAAGCAAACUCACCAUCACCGACACAUGUUUUUUAAACAUUUCAGUCAUGUAGCUGAGCGACGCGACAGCUGCCAAAGUUCUAUCACUUUUUUAACAUUUCAAAGUAUUUAAAGGUGCAGUCGUUAGGACGUAGAUGAACCAUAUCAACGAGUUACUGUGGUUUCAUUCCCUGAAAAUGUGCCCUUCAUAUCGACACAGAGCAGCCACCAGCAGCUUUUCUUUCUCAUUCAGAAAACAACUUCACCACUAGAUGGCACCAGAUCCAACACGCUGGACCUUUAAGUGUCCACACGCGUGAACAGGAAAACUAGAUACGAAUAUUUGAUUUAAUCUUGUGGUUAAAGAGACGAAUCGCCAUUUUGGAAGAGACACAACAAAUCAAAUCAACAAUUAUAAUCUACUCCUUUAGUUCCACUGCAGAAAGUUCAGGCUGCUUUGUCAGAGAUGAGUGUGGUGAUGAUGACUUUACAGAUUUGACAGUUUUUGUUGUCGUCUCUCCAACAUGGCGGUGUUCAUGAGUCUAAAUGAUCAAAGUCAUGCUUUACUUUUCCAAAAACCUCACUCAACCGACCAAAGUUUAAAUACGACGUCAGAGCAGAGCAUCGAUCACAGAGGACGGGUUUAGAAUAAGAACCAGGGAAAUAAAAAACGCAGUCGAUAGAGGGGAGAAAAGAGGAGAGGACGGGCUGCAGAUGAGAGGACGGACGCUGGAGCACUGCGGCAAAACUCCUUCCUUCCUCUCAUCCCCUCUUCUCGUCUCCCUCUGCCCUCUGCCCACUUAUAACAAGCACAGCUCGUUUCCUGACAUUCUCUAUGAACACAGGAGGAGUUUCCGUCCACAUUAGUGAAUUGAUUGAGCCGGUUAUUUACUGCGCGUGGUUGUGGAUGGAGGCAGCUGUAGGUUCAGCCUCAGGACGUUUUUACGAGCGCUCCUCUCGUUAAACAUGACCAUCAGCGUUAAAACGUCCGCUAUCAAUCUGUUCAAGUGGGUCCCAGCCAGAGGAGUUUCCCUUCAUUCACUCCCACUCAGCCCACCUGAACCUCACAUGACUCAGCUCUGUAGUGACCAGAUGUUCAUGUGUGAUCAGAGGAAAUCCUUUCUUUCUUCUGUGAAUGUUACUGUGAAACAAGGAGCGACUGAGUGAACGCUCCCUAACAAAAGCCUCAUUGAAGACAGACAGAAAGACAGAGGGAUGGAACAGUCAGUGCAGGUCAGCAGAUUGGAAGCAGUCAGCACAGUGAGGUCAGGACCUUCAAGACAUGUGGUCAGCAAAAAAAAAAACCUGGUGAAACCCAGAGGCCUUAUCUAGGAGACGUUCACCCAUUCAGCUGAUUCUGUAACGCGUUCACGUCUCUGUUCAGUCUGUGAUAUUUUCUUGGUGAAGCAGGACAGUUCUCAGAGCGGCUCCGUGAAGCCGAGUGACCUGUAAGCGUCCUUCAGUGCUGCAUGCACCACGUAUCACAAGGAUUGUCCAAAAAUAUCCAGUCAGCUUCAUAUCAGAGGCUUUUCUCCCGUCGAGGCCUUCGAUGAAUCUCAGCUCAUUGGUUCUCAGAAUAUCACACAUCAGUCCUCAGAGAUGAACCUGAUGCUCUGCUUCAGUCCUGCAAAGAUCCAGUCAGAAACUCGACACCGAUCUAUAAACAUCUACGCUCAGAUUCUGACUCAAACCAGGGGAUUCGUUGUAGUUUGUUUAGAACCAUAUAUAUCAGGUGUCAAACUGAUUUUAGUUCAGGGGCCACAUUCAGCCCAGUUUGAUCUCAGUAACACAACAAUGUCAUUACUCAUCACUGUCUGCUGUUCAGUCCUGGCUCUCAGAUCAGACCCUCCACAGGCCGUAUGUUUGACACCUGUGAUACAUAUGAUACAACUGCCUGUAGCAAUGGACAAUAGACUAAUUAUCCGAACGUUUAACUCGAGACGUUUCCUCUAAAACAAUCAAAGCACGAAGAUGAUCUCAUCUGAUUCCAGCUGAAAGAAGCAGCUCAGAAACACAAACCACAACACGUCUGUUCCAGCUGCAGCGUUUAUACUUUCACCUCCACAGAGAUGAUCCUGAACACCUGGAAAGUGUUGGGAGAAUAACGCACUGUGUGAUUCUUUUCUUCUUUUGGUCGUUUCAUCAUCAUCAGGAGGUUCCGCUGUUUCUCCGCUUUCCUUUGAAUGUGUCACAGUUCGCUGAUUCGCUCACACAACAACUGGAAACGUUUCACCCCAGCUUUUUGUUUCCACGAUGAGCUAUGCACACGGCGCGUUACAGCAAAAAAAACAUGAAACUGAUAUCCAAGUCUUCCACAGUUCAGAUGAUGGAGGAGGAAGGAGUCUGUGGUUCGAGCUUCACAAAAACACAGAGAAUGACAAGUCAAACCAAACAUCUGGAGCCGUCACUGAGGAUCAGCAGCAGACUCACACCUGACACCGACUCUCUGGCGUCUGCUAACAUACGGAACAAGCACAAAGCUGCUGUCACUUUUUCUGAGACAAACAAAGAAGUGAUGCAAUUUUCUUACCGAAGAAGAAACUUUUAGGACUCACCAACAACUCUUCACAGACACUGAAAAGCAACAGGGUUUAGACUCACGUGACCACGAAGACAAAAACACCCAAACAUUCUGGGAAUUUGACCCGACAACAGAGAAACUAUGUGGCUGCUCCGCGGGAACAUCACCAUGUAGCAGCUGUUUGACACAGACUCAGACUCAAUGUUUUCUGUUGCUUUCACUUUGAGUUGAUUGUAUUCUGUGAUUUUGAAUGAAGAAUCAUUUGUUUAAAAGAAAAAAAAAAGAGAAGAGCUCUUCUGAUUGUAGCAGGAGUUCUUUUCGAAGGCCUUUCAUUUAUUUCCAAGUGCUGAUGAGAUGAUUCUAAACUUACUGCACUGCUGGUUCCUCUUCAGUCUGUGCUUCUGGAGACGUAAUCAGUAAAAAACAAGAAAAAAAGAACAAAAAGAAGCUGAAUUUAUUUCAUUCAGCGUCCAUUUUCCUCUUUUUCCUGGACUCUGAUCCAUCUCUAACUACCUGGUGUCAAUUUAAAUGUGUCCACACGCGUCCUCAGCCAGCACUGCAGAUCUGAUCUCAGUUUGUGUGUAAAUAAGCAGCAGCGCCCCCAUGUGGUCAGUAGAAUAUUGUAUCAGCUGCUGUCUCUAAUGGAUCUCUACCUACCACUGGACCAGAACCAGGACCACAUGGGUGGUGACAUGAUCCAGAUUUAGGAACCAGAUGGAAAAACUCACCUGAAAUCACAAACAUUUAGUCCUGAUUCAUUUAUUUAUCUCCAGCCUGUUAGUGACUGAACUACCAGACCCCUCCUCUAAAUAUGACCUGAGAUCAGAUCGCUGUGUAAACUGGACCAGGAUGGGUUAGAGUUAGAGAGCUCAACACACUGCAACACAAAGUAACACACGUUAGUGAUGUCGUCAAUCUGCUGAUGAGUUGAUAAGAAGUGUCACUUUAUGAGGUCCCUGGAAACGUUUCAUCCUUGGAUCACGUUUUAUCUUUUCUUCUUUCUCUUCAGUAGCAUUGAGCUCCCUCUUGUUCUCUAGCUCCUGAUCAUAUCUGACAACUAUUUAACUCUGAAAACUGACCCGAAUGAAGAUCAACGUGUCCAGUUUAGUAUUUAAAGACUCUUCCAGUGCCUCGGCCGUAUGUGUUCAAUCCGUCAGUGGUGACUCUGGAUGAGCUGCGACAAAAACUCGUCCUCAACACGUUCACGUCAAGUAUCUCCUUCUUUUAUUUUAUUUAAAUGCUCUGAAAUGUUUUGUUUUCUCGUCACGAACAUUAAGAGCAGAUUUAUCUUUUCUUUGUGUGAUGAAGAAGUAAAGGGUCAAACGUCCCGAGUCCGUCCUGACCCGAGUGAAGCGACGUGGUUUUUUAUCGUGUGGAGAUCGACAGUAGGAGAAAAUGUAAUUAUUACUAUUAUUAUUGUUGUUAUUGUAACUCUCCUACUGCUCAAUGUUUUUAUCAACCACUGUAGCAGCAUGUGUUCUUUUAAUAAAUAAUCUAUGUUUUUAA